AUGAUUACGCUGUGCCAGAUCAAGUCGCCGCCCUCGAGAUGGAAGACAUUCGUCGCGAACAGGGUUUCUGAGAUUCAGCAUCUCACUCGAGGCGGAAUUUGGAAUCACGUCCCAGGAACCGAGAACCCGGCUGACAUAAUCUCCCGCGGGAUGACGCCAGCCCAGUUGCAGUACCAAUCUCUCUGGUUCCAUGGACCCUGCUGGUUAAAGCUGGACAAAGCGAACUGGCCACACGUUGAGCAAAUCCGUGAAGAAGAUCUCGACGCAUCGCUCCUCGAAGAACGCAGCGUUGCUGCAGUGUUGCCAACGAUCGAACCGAGUCACAUCUUCAGCCUGAACUCGUCGCUCACACGUCUAGUACGUGGUGUUGCGUACGGUAUUCGAUUCCGCCACAACGCGAAGCAGGCUCACCAAAAUUCGAAAAAGCUCGGACCGAUCACAAGUGAGGAGUACGAGGAUGCACUGAAGCGGUUGGUGCGCAUCGCACAGCAGGAAUGCUUUCAACAAGAGAUCGCUGACCUGAAAAGAGGUCAUCAAGUGCAGGACAACUCGAGGAUUGCUGCACUGAACCCACAGUUGGUAGAUGGUCUACUCUGUGUUGGCGGCCGGCUGCAGAACGCCAAUGUCUCAGCGAGCCGAAAACAUCCGUACAUCCUGGAUCAUCGCCAUCCUUUCACCGAGACUGUUAUCGCUGACUACCACGUGAACCUGUACCACGCUGGACAGCAACUGCUGCUGUCAGCUUUGCGCGGAAGGUUUUGGCCGACUAGCGCCAGGAACGUGGUGCGCAAGGUGAUUCAUUCGUGCGUAAGCUGCUUUCGAGCUAGACCACGUGUCCAGAACCAACUGAUGGCGGACCUCCCGCCCGAGCGAGUCAACCCUUGUUUCGCAUUCCAAAGAGUUGGCGUUGACUAUUGUGGUCCCUUCUAUCUGGUUCACGGUCUGCGCCGUGGAUCUCCGGUGAAAUGUUUCGUCGCUAUUUUUGUUUGCCUCGUCACUAAAGCGGUACACCUGGAGUUGGUGGCAAACCUGACCACAGAAGCGUUUCUAGCAGCACUCAAGAGAUUCUCAGCCCGCCGCGGUAAACCCAAACUGAUUAAGUGCGACAACGCAACAAACUUCGUGGGGGCUUCGAGAGAAUUGAAGGAGCUGCACAGACUGUUCCUGAACCAAGAGUUCCAAGCGAGGGUGGUCGCGCAGACAGCAGCAGACCGCAUUGAGUUCCAGUUCAUCCCGGCGCGCACCCCGAACUUCGGUGGACUGUGGGAGUCCGCCGUAAAGUCGUUCAAGACGCUGCUGAAACGAACCGUUGGAGCUUGCAAGCUGUUCUACGACGAGAUGCAGACAAUCCUGACCCAAAUCGAAGCGAUCUUAAAUUCAAGACCUCUGACCCCACUAAGCAACGACCCGAACGACUUUGAGGCCCUGACACCGGGACAUUUCCUCAUUCAUCGUCCACUCGUGGCCAUCCCAGAACCAGAUCUGGAUGGCAUUCCGGAAAACCGACUUUCAGCGUGGCAAGCAGUUCAGCACUAUGUGCAAACCCUGUGGAAGACGUGGACAACUCAAUACCUCUCCGAUCUCCACAAUCGGACCAAAUGGACCCAGCAGAAGGACAACAUACGAGUCGGCACGAUGGUGGUUUUGAUGUGCGAAAACAUCCCACCACUGAAGUGGCCCCUGGCACGUGUCACCGAGGUGCACCCAGGACAAGACGGACGUGUCCGAGUUGUCACCGUUCGAACUAAGGACGGCACAUUCAAGCGAGGCGUAUCUAAGAUCUGCGUCCUCCCAAUACGCGACAACACCGUACCAUCUUCGCAGCAAGGGGGAGAACUAGCUUCUCCUCCACCGGCGGAGGCCGGGAGGCCUCCGCACUCCCAGUUAAUCGUUCACGCCCACGCCCCCUCUGGUCCGUCCAAACCAGACCCGGCGAAGUCACGCAAGUCCAGUUGUCUCGUCCAAAUGAGGUACGAUCGAAUCUUCGACGGCGAGCCGAGACGGAGUGUACAAUCCGUUCUCGAGGUCCGUGCAGCGGUCGUCAGCGAAUCUGAUCAAUUCGCCAGGCGGUCACAACGCAGAACCUACGCAACAGAAGCCAGCAAGUCAACGGUCUACCAGCGAAGCACCAAGAAGUACGAGUUCCGAACCACACCAGCAGUAAGCAGAGCGUCGACGUCCGAGGACGUCCGCGGAGGCCACGGACGGUGGUCUCCGCAAACCAGCAGUACAACCAGUCCCGAAGCGGUUACGCGUCGCAGCACGAGAACGCCAAGAAGAGCACCAGAAGAAGAAGAGAACAACAGCAUCGAAUCCCAACAGCAGCGCACACGAUUACGAUCGUCAAGAUCCAGCAGCAUGAUCAGCAUUGCGGUCAACAGUCGGCGUCGAAGCAUGUACGAGCACGAGCAGCAUACAGCGAGCAGCAGCAUAAUCCAGGUCGAAGUAGGCGGUCGGUGCAGCAGUCCAGUCAAGCGAUGA
Molecule: messenger RNA, 2481 nt
Organism: Culex quinquefasciatus (southern house mosquito)
Lineage: Eukaryota; Metazoa; Arthropoda; Insecta; Diptera; Culicidae
Exons: 4
Coding region: 1-2481 (826 amino acids)
Biological process (GO): DNA integration
Molecular function (GO): nucleic acid binding
Source: RefSeq, a predicted model, not a curated record